AUUGCAUACCAAUAGCAGCAAAUAUCCUUCCAUAUCCACAAAUUUUAAAGGGAUAAUAAACCAAACUCAGAAAUAGCGACCAUAGAAACCAAGCUAAAAUUUGAGGGAGCACCCAGCUACGCGCUAUCCCUGCUGCUUCUGCUGUUGCUGCAUUCAUCAUUUGGAGAAAAAGAAACGAACCCUCCGCCGCCAGCAGCUCAUUUCACUCAUGGCAUAGCUAGAUUAGACAAGCUUAACACGCAAAUUUAGACGCACUUCACUCCAGGUAUAAUAUGCCUAUUCGAUCAAGUAAAAAGCACGCAUAAAUUUUAAAUUUUACCCGCCAUAGUCUUACUGUCAUCUCAAACAUUGCACUCAUUGUCUGCGGCAAAUUUCAAUCGGAAGCCACUUUUAACUCUAUUAGUUGCCUCAUUCUUCUAUCAAACAGAGCCCAUAAUAUUGCACUCUUUCAGUCAUAUAUUCCAUCAAUCACUUCAGUUCGAGCCCCCACUCGAAGAGCUUAAUUUUAUUCUAAAUUUAAAAGUGACAUACAUCGCAUCGUUACUUUAUUCCCUGACAGCAGAUAUCGAAAUGGCGCGACCCUUUUUCAAGUUGGCAUUUCAUCUCUAAUUGGGUAAAUUGUAAAAAGCCAUCCUCAUUACAUUAUUUGCCUUCUCCUCUGCAUUAAUUCAUUAUUAUCGCUUCCCCUCGAAAGGCCUCUUCCCAAACGGACGGGACGAACGAAACUAGAGGUACUAAAGAGAGCCGAUCACUUCAAUCGACGCAAUUGUAAAAACACUUUAACAAUUUGCUAUCGUCAAUAUUAUAUCAUAUCAUUCAAUUGAGUGUAAAAGCUCUUAUGCUGUUUUUGAAAGUGGUGCUGACACUGGAGCCACAUCGUUCAUUUUAACACUAUCUUUCAAACUAUCUCUUUGUUUAUGCGAAGGUACUUCUAUCCAGGAACGUUUAUCGGGCAAAUCUUUCGCUCAACUGAAACUACUGUGUGGAAAUUACUUCUCUAUUCUGACUAAACAACAACAAAACGGAAUCGAGCAUCUUACAGGUCUAAGCUUCACGGCGAUAUUGAAUACAAAUACAUUGACAACAUUAUACUCUGUUGUUUUGAAGCCACAGAGGAAGCGGCACAGACACCAACAUUCGCUCGAGUUAAUUGGAACAUAUAACAGAAGCAAUUUUACGUCAACAUUAGUAGCUAAUACUCAACUCCGUGUGGCAGAGACAAAAAUUAAAAAUUACGACACAUCGCAUCACAGUUUUACGCAAGUUCAAGCGGUGUGAAAUUAAUUAGUAUAUACUUCUUCUCUUCACAAGACAACAUCGGUAGACUGGCAAAAAUAGGACCGACUUAUUUUGGUUAAAAGCCUUGCAAGUUUCGUUCACAUUCACAUCUGAGUUGGUUACUCCUGCUGCUGGUGAUUUUGCCUUGUCGACUAUUUGGUCGCUUAUUUGAUAGCAGAUGGAUUGCAAGAAGGAGAGGUCGGGUUCGAAGGAGAGGAGUGUUGAGGGAAGUGAGGAGACAGGGGAAGGGAAAGCGCUUAGCACUACAGAGCGAAAUGUCAAGUCAGUUCCUCCCAUCCCUAGACACAAACUCAACAUUCCUUCAUUAACUCAAGGUCAGCCUAUGCUGGCGGAUGGGCUAAAACAGAUCAGGGAACACCUUAAAGGCCAGGGCCUGUUAGAUGAGAAGUUGGUGUCCCAAAUUCUCAAGACAUCCUUAGAGGCGUUCAAGAAGGAGUCAAACCUGGUUGAGGUCAGAUGUUCAGACGCAGUCAUCAUCGGAGACAUCCACGGACAGUUCUAUGAUCUGCUCAACAUCCUAGAAAGAGUGUGUGGAGACAAACCACCACAGGGCACAACUAGCUACGUCUUCUUGGGCGACUACGUAGACAGGGGUUCGUUCAGCACAGAAUGCAUCCUCUAUCUGUGCUCUCUCAAACUACUAGCCCCCAAAAACGUCUUCCUCCUCAGGGGCAACCACGAGUCAGAGAAGCUGAACAAGAACUUCAACUUCCACGAGGAGUUCACUCAGAAGUACUCGGAGGACCUGUUCCAGUUGUGUCAGCAGAUGUUCAACUCCAUGCCACUGUGUGCCGUAGUGAACAACAAGUACUUCUGUGCUCACGGGGGAAUUAGCCCUGAGGCCAAAGUGCUCAGCGACAUCAACAAGAUCAAGAGACACAAGGAGAUCCCACAAACGAUGACGGAUCUAUUGUGGAGUGACCCCUGCGAAGACUAUGAGGACAACGAGAGUACGAAGAGCAGUGAGAUGUUCCAGUUCAACCAGCAGAGACAGACCUCCUACCGCUAUAACCACGCCGCCAUCCGCAAGUUCUUACAGAAGAACAAACUCACCAGUGUCAUCCGCGGACACGAGGUACAACUCACCGGAGUCAAACUGUUCAAGCACAAGGAAGAUAAGUUCCCUUCAGUAAUCACAGUAUUCUCUGCUCCUAACUACGUGGAUUCCUACAAAAACAAAGGGGCAGUCAUCGUCAUCAGCGAGAAAGACAUGGACUUGAGGAGCUACAAUGCAGUCGAUCAUCCCUUCCUCUUACCCGAGGGUCUCAACGCUUUCACGUGGUCGCUGCCUUUUGUUGGAGAGAAAAUCAACGAGAUGCUAGUGAACAUGUUAAAUGUGUGCACUAAAGAAGAACUGGAGGCGAACAAAGUAGAAGAAAAAGAAUCAGUGGCUACCCCUUCCUCCUCUCCCAAACACCCCCACAUGACAGCAGAGCGGAGGGAGGUGGUCAAGAAUAAGAUCAAGGCAGUGGCUAAAAUGGGCACAUACUACAAGACACUUCAGAUGGAGAACGAUGCAAUCAUGAAGCUCAAAGUGCUCUCACCUGGAGGGAGACUCGCACCAGGUACUUUAUCUGGUGGACGAUCUAGCAUCAUGUCCGCAAUCGAGAAAAACAUGAAUCUUGAUUUCCAUGAAGUAAAAGAAAUAGAUGCCGAAAAUGAGAAGAUGCCAUCUGAUACAAGAUGAAUCUUUCAAUGCCUCGCAAACUAAUUUCAAAAUGUGUUAACUUUAUUAUAGUAGUUUGGAAAAAUUCUUAAUUCAAAUAUUAUAGGGUAAACAAUUCUAUGUAAUUCAAAUUUCUUCAGUC
Molecule: messenger RNA, 3107 nt
Organism: Symsagittifera roscoffensis
Lineage: Eukaryota; Metazoa; Xenacoelomorpha; Acoela; Convolutidae
Product: serine/threonine-protein phosphatase 2B catalytic subunit 1-like
Exons: 9
Coding region: 1457-2986 (509 amino acids)
Biological process (GO): calcineurin-mediated signaling
Cellular component (GO): calcineurin complex; cytoplasm
Molecular function (GO): calmodulin binding; calmodulin-dependent protein phosphatase activity
Source: RefSeq, a predicted model, not a curated record